Aspergillus wentii DTO 134E9 is the source of this 738-nucleotide messenger RNA. RefSeq names its product decarboxylase tpcK (gene tpcK). Bases 106 to 585 code for a protein of 159 amino acids. The record is from RefSeq and is a predicted model, not a curated record. Gene Ontology annotation, molecular function: oxidoreductase activity. Lineage: Eukaryota; Fungi; Ascomycota; Eurotiomycetes; Eurotiales; Aspergillaceae. The transcript has 3 exons.
AGUACAAAAGAAAUCCCCCGAACUGCCAGUCGGACUAUUUCUCCAUUUAUUACGAUUCAAAUCCUCCAUCUGCAAGAAAUCAACUAAUAAAGAAAAGUACACAAAAUGACCACCACAGAAGUAACUUCAGAAACACCAACCGAUCUCGACGUCGGCCUCCCACCAAGCAAAUAUCUCUGCCUCACCAUCCUGGGCUAUCGCAAGCCAGGCCAGAGCGAAGAAGCACACCGCCGGCAUAUGAUCACGGUGUCGGCACCCAUGACCAAGGAUCUCAUGGUCAAGUAUGGUGUCAAGCGAUGGACUGUUCAGAUCCACAAUCCCCUUCAAACACGUAUGCUCAUGAACCAACUCCUCGAUCCUCAGAUGGCGAAUAUCGCCAACUAUGACUGUUUCAGCCAGGUUGUGUUUGAGAGUGUCGAGCAUUAUAAGAUGAUGAAGGAGGAUCCGUAUUAUAAGGAGCAUUUGUUUGGGGAUCAUGAGCAUUUUGCGGAUACCAAGAAUAGCCAGAUGACUAUUGGGUGGAUUGAAGAAUGGAUUAACAAUGGGGAGAUUCGGGAUGGAUUGGAGUUUCCUCAGAGCGGUUGAUCGAUCGUAUAUAGUACAUGAAAUCCUUCAUCUCAAGCAUUUAGUUAUCGCUUCCUCUUCUCUACUUCUUUUCGUUUCCUGUUGUCUCGCCCUUUCCAUCAGAACCAUCACCUCCCGGCUGCUGCUUGCGAAUACUCCUCCACUCCAAAGUAG